AUGGUAUGGAAUGCUGUCAUCUUCAAAUCCGAUAUUCAGCGCAGCGGGAUGGCAAUGGCUGUGUUUGAAAACUUUACUCAGGGAGCAGCAUGGUCCAUCGAGACACCCGACUAUCCCCGCUUGAAUCACAAUCCCAACUGGACCGCCGUGUUUGACCGCAUGGCAAAUAUUCAACAGCAGGCAGAAAAGAGCGAGCUGACACAACUAAGUCUCGAAGAAUGGUAUCAAAACUAUGUCAUAGGCUUAUCCAUGUCUAGUGUCAUUCUCGUUGUUGAUCCAGCGGACUUCAAUCCCACAGAUGCUACCAUCCUCAAGGAUCGUGUCCACUUCAGCAGUUCAUCGUCUGUGCGGGCUUGGUACAACCUAUCAUAUCUAAUCGAACCAAUUCACUUCAAGUGCGAUGGCCAAGACAGAUGCGGGCACACUGCGAGUCGCUGGGUGCCUAUGAAUCCCGUCAUUGGCGAUCAAGGCAACGCCCCAGUUCGUUCAUGCUUUCAAGAACCCCGACUCAAUGAAUACCACGUCAAAGUUGUUCCAUCAUUUCUGGUACUGGUCAUCAUAUGCAAUGUGAUUAAAAUUAGCUCUUACCUGGCAACUCUUUGGAUCACUCAGACGGAGCCUCCCCUCUGCACGAUCGGUGAUGCAAUUCAGUCAUUCAUUCAAGAGCCCGAUAUGUAUGAGACAUCCAUGGGUCUCGUUUUCUGGCAAAUAAUGUCCGACCACUACUUUGGCUUCAGUAUCCUAGAUGAGUAUGAUCUGGUUGAGGAACCUUCGACACUCUCCGCGAUCAUUACGGCCAACCUUCCACAGUUUGCCAUGUCUUACAUCUACCUCGGCCUGAACAACGCAGUGAGCAGCAUACUCGCUAUGAAAGAGUGGUGUGGGUACUCCUUGGGCUCUAGCAAGCCUUCUAAGGGGCUGAGAGUCACGAAACCAGCGCCGAAUACGGCACAGCGCUCAUCGUACUUUCUUUCUGUCCCAUACAAAUGGAGGUUGCCAAUCAUGGCAGUCAUGGCCGUGGCCCACUGGCUCGUCUCCGAGAUCGUCACACCUCACCAGCUGGAAUUCGUUCUUCAGUUCACCCCGAGAUCGAGCCCAAUGAACCGUCCAUUAUACUCAUAUGAGAGCAAUAUCCAAUGGUUCCUCAACAUGAUGGUCUAUGCGCUCGCAGCAGAUGGCUUUCUAUGUUUCAUGCUAAUUGGCCUGUGCUUUCUCAUGAAGUUCCCCGGCGGGAUUCCAUUAGCAGGGUGUUGCAGCGCAAGUAAGGCUGCAGCUUGUCGGCCUACGGGGUUUGAUGGGAAGGAUGCGGAGCUUCCACCGGAUCUUGCCUUCCAGGAACUGAAGUGGGGAGUCGUCCCAUCUCCCAGUGAGGCAACAUCUGGAAUUGGGCAUGCAACCUUUAGCACGGAGGUGAGCCCACUGGAGGCAGGAAAGAGAUACGUGUAA
Penicillium chermesinum is the source of this 1446-nucleotide messenger RNA. RefSeq lists its product as uncharacterized. The record is from RefSeq and is a predicted model, not a curated record. The transcript has 2 exons. Lineage: Eukaryota; Fungi; Ascomycota; Eurotiomycetes; Eurotiales; Aspergillaceae. The coding region runs from base 1 to 1446 and encodes 481 amino acids.